AUGAAAUUUGAAUUUACAAACUUAAAAUAUGAAAAUUUCGAUAAGGAGUUCUGUGAAUUUGAAUAUUGUUAUUUGAAAUCGAUUAACCGAACUUACAAGUAUUUAUCACUAAGAGUAAAUUUGCUUCAACUUCCCGUUACCAAAUUUUCGGUGCGAUUCCAAAUGCUCAAACGAUUCAAUGGCUAUAAACCCUUUUUGUAUGACACCACGGUUGAUGGCUGCAAAUUUUUGGCGAAUCAAAAAAUCAACCCAGUGGCAGGUUUCUUUUUUGGAUUAUUUUCAAAAUAUUCAAAUAUUAAUCAUACUUGUCCGUACGAACACGAUGUUAUUGUAGAUAAGGUUGCUGUUAAUACAAUGAAUAAUGGAUUAACCAAUGUUCUACCGUUUCCUGAGGGUGAUUACUUGUACAACAUAACUUGGAUAGCCUACGGCAAACCCCGCGCCGUAGUUAAAGUCUUUGGCACCCUUUCAUAA
Molecule: messenger RNA, 474 nt
Organism: Drosophila willistoni
Lineage: Eukaryota; Metazoa; Arthropoda; Insecta; Diptera; Drosophilidae
Exons: 3
Coding region: 1-474 (157 amino acids)
Source: RefSeq, a predicted model, not a curated record